This is a messenger RNA of Ophidiomyces ophidiicola, 3012 nucleotides long. RefSeq lists its product as uncharacterized. NCBI's taxonomy places the organism in Eukaryota, Fungi, Ascomycota, Eurotiomycetes, Onygenales, Onygenaceae. The transcript has 5 exons. Gene Ontology annotation, biological process: positive regulation of transcription by RNA polymerase II. The record is from RefSeq and is a predicted model, not a curated record. Gene Ontology annotation, cellular component: nucleus. Bases 1 to 3012 code for a protein of 1003 amino acids. Gene Ontology annotation, molecular function: DNA-binding transcription factor activity, RNA polymerase II-specific; zinc ion binding; transcription cis-regulatory region binding.
AUGGCCGACCAUUCGCCCACCAAGUCGGAGCCCAUGGAGUCGCAUUCGGCGGCAAGGCGCGACAGCGCAGAGGAAACAUCUGUGCCCGCUACCUCUACCAAGGUCAAAGGCCCGCGCAAGCGAACCAAGACUGGCUGCUUGACGUGUCGAAAACGAAGGAUAAAAUGUGGAGAGGAAAAGCCGCGGUGCAACAACUGCAUCAAAUCCAAACGAGAGUGCGAAGGCUACGGCCAGCGCGUUGUCUUCAGAGACCCCGUUGGCCCAAUCCCCCACCUCGGCCCCAUCUCCGCCUCCCAAGGCCUCGCUGCCGCGGACCACGCCUACCUGAACCGCCAGUUCGUCCAGGCCUUCCAUCACGGAGAGCCUUCGGGCGCAAGGCCGUUUCUGCCUCUGGCACCCCGACCCUCCGGCUACGGCCCCAUCCCCGAUGGUUUCGUCCGGCAUGACUAUGCGCAACGUGUUGCGUCCCACCACCUCCAUCACCAUGAUAUGCCCUCGCAGCCGCUCCUCGAGGACGACCGGUUCUCGUGGAAUGCGGCCCAGUACAUGCAGUCCCAGCAUGGCCUCCAUGGUUUGCCUACGGAUUACCAAGAACAAAGCGCGGCCCAUUUACACCAAAGCUAUCCACCUGACAGCGCCUACAGCAGCCAUACAGGCUUGCAACACAUGGAUACUAGCUACCAGUCCCUCUACGACUCCCAGUUCACCUCUUUCCGUCAUGCGGACAUUUCUCCCUUAUCCGCAGGCGAUCCUGGACAAUAUACUCGUCAUUACGUUCCGCCUGACCUGGACGCUGGUGCGGGUGAGAACCAUGAAGCUCAAACCGCGCCGACAAUAAAACCGGAUGUUGAUCCUGGCGCUGAAAGCGACGAAUACUACGAUGUCGACACGGAUGAUGACUUGAUGGAGUCCGGGAUUCCCUCGGGCUUCGACAUGUACGGCCAUGCCGGGAAGAUGCUUCCUUACCAACUGAUGUCAACAGUUGGCCAAUUUCACACCUUUGAAAACUACGAAAACCUUCUUUCUACCUAUCGCCCGUCUCCUCUUGCCUCGCCUCUCCUCGACCCGGAGGUUCUUCAGAUCUUCCACCAUUUCAUGACCGUUGUAGGGCCUUCAGUAUCGAUCUUCGAACGACAUCCUUUCAUACCUUCAGCGUCAAUGUCCAGCGGGGCUGUACCUCCCGAGCAACAAAGCCUAUGGACCUACACGCUUCCCACCAUGGCACUCGAGCACCAGGGCCUGCUCCAGGCGAUGCUGGCAUUCAGCAGCCUCAACAUGGCCAGAAUGGCGGAUCAGCCUCCGACGGCGUCCUUUCGCCAUUACCACUACGCCCUGAGAAAGGUGGGCAAGGCCGUCGGUUUGCCCCACCGUCGGAAGCAGGUUCCAACGCUCGCUGCUACUUUGCUCCUGGGAUUUUUCGAAGUCAUGGCUGCCGAACACCAGAAGUGGAACAGCCAUCUGGCCGGAGCGACGCAUUUAAUCCGAGACAUGGAUUUUGCCCGGAUGACCCGUGAUAUUCGUGCGAUGAGAGCGAACGCCAGGGCGCAGCAUUGGUCGCAGAAUUCGCAGAGUCUGUGGACCGGAUCGGCGGCGCCUUUUCUGGGAAGCUAUUUCGAAAACGACAUCUUCGCCGCGUUCGAGUCCGAUAUCGACGUGGGGCUGGUCAGCGCGAUAACGGGGAGAGCUAUCAACUACGAUGAAUAUGGCGAGAUUGCUGCCGGUGGCCGAACGAAGCCGAAACGCGAGUUAACGCCAAAAGACGUGGAUGACUAUCGGGUUCGAUCCGAUCUCUAUUGGUGGUACUGCAAGCAGGAUACGUUUCAUAGUCUCAUUAGUGGGAACGGACUGCUGCUUUCGUAUGAUCGAUGGGCUAACUGCCCGCCAAGAGCUGGCGUUGGCCGUCUCGAUGCUGCGUAUGGCUCUAUGGACCAUUUAGUCCUCCUCCUCGCAAGAAUUGGCGCCUUCGCUUCCAAAGAUAGGAAGAGGAAGCUGAAAGCCGUAGAAGCCAACGGCGGAGAAUGGCGGCCUCCGCCAAACUUCUUCCCACCAGGAAUGGGAGGCCCCCCUGGGCCUCCAGGGGGUCCUCCCAGGGGCGCUCCCCCCGGCGUCCCGCAAACCCCAACUGGGCCACCAAAGAUGCCGCCCACAGCGAAGCGUGAUGCCAGCCCUCCCAUGUACGGAAUGGUUCCCCCUUCCGGCCCUAUUCGACUACCAUCGGCGUUUGGAAGCAACGUGUAUCCCACGCCGCCCUCCCCCAGCGGGUCUGACAGCAGCGACGACCUGGACUCGAUGAUGGCCGAAGCCGAAGCCGAAUGGCAAGAGAUCCUGCACGCAUGCGAGGAGUUCAAGAACGCUCUCGGAACACCGGGAUUCGUCCCGCUACCUCCCGACGGCGCGCCGCUCAUCUCCAGCCCCUUCGGACCAGCGAUCCAAUACCGCACCCACGUCGUCGCCUGCAUCUGGGCCUUCUACUACUCCGCGCGCAUCAUCCUCGAGCGCUCACACCCAGCCAUGCCGCCGGCCUCCAUGAUGGCCGCGGGCGUCGCGGCGCCGCGCACCGCGCAGUACGCACAGCUCAUCGGGCGGAUCGCCGCGGGCGUGCACCACACGCAGCAGCAACAGCUGGGGGUAGCGACGGCCAACCCGCACCCGACGACGGUGGGGGUGCUGAACGAGCUGAUGCUGCCGCUGUUCUUCGCGGGCGUGCAGUACGUGGACCCGCAGCAGCGCGCGUGGACGGUGGCCAAGCUGCGCGACAUCGCGCGCAUCACCGGCGGCACGUCGCCGACCUCCGUGGCCUCGGGCUGCGAGAAGGCCUGGGUCAAGGCCUUCGAGAUCGGCCGCGGCCCGCCGUACAAACGCACCGUCGUGCCCUACCAGGCCCAGAACCGCGAAGGCCCCGUCUCCAAGGCCCGGGAGUCCAUGCGGUUUGUUACCGUCUCCGAGGGCGCGCCCGUGACGUUCGCCCUGGGGUUGCUGUCGCUUGAUGAGAAUUUGGAGAAUGAGAAUUAA